Melanotaenia boesemani (Boeseman's rainbowfish) is the source of this 1149-nucleotide messenger RNA. RefSeq names its product cell division cycle associated 8 (gene cdca8). NCBI's taxonomy places the organism in Eukaryota, Metazoa, Chordata, Actinopteri, Atheriniformes, Melanotaeniidae. Bases 132 to 977 code for a protein of 281 amino acids. Gene Ontology annotation, biological process: mitotic sister chromatid segregation. The record is from RefSeq and is a predicted model, not a curated record. Gene Ontology annotation, cellular component: spindle midzone; chromosome passenger complex; chromosome, centromeric region. The transcript is spliced from 11 exons.
UGGUGACGCACAGCAAACGUGCGUCUUCAUUGGCUGAGUUGAUACGUCUUCCCCUCGCGCAGAUAUUUGAAAACGACUUUGUGAAGGAGGGAGAGUCACUAGGACAAAGAGGAAGAGUCAUCACAUCAGACAUGGCACCCAGGAAGAGGACCACGAAACAGCGGAAGAACAACACGAAGUGGGUGAAACUGGAAGUUUUUCUGGAAGAUUUCGACAUUGAAGUGCAGAGCAGAGUCAACCAGCUCAAAGGGAAGAUCAACCAGAUGCUGGCGGACAUAGACAAUGGCUACGAAAUGGCUCUUAUCAAACUACCCAGAGCUGUGAAGCAGAUGAUCUGGUUGGAGAACAUCAAGGUGGACAAACCGAAGAUUCCUGAGGUGGACAGCGUGAAGAGAGAAGAGGAGGCGGCCGCCGUCGACAACGUCGUCACUGAAGACCACACCGUCCUCCUGAAAUCUGUCAAGAAAACAGCGAAGAAGAAAGCUGGAUCCAAAUUCAGCUCGGAGGCCGAGAACACCCCGAGUACGACCCACAGGACCAGAGCCACCAAAAAACCUCCGACCACAUCCAAACGGGCCAAGGCGCUGACAAGCAGCAAGCAGAGCACCGGCAUCAGACGGUCCAGCAGGAAGCCUUUGGUCACUCCUGCCAGGACCAUGCUGGACUCGUCCCUGAUGAUGGGAGCGACUCCCCUCAUCACCCCACGCUUUGACCCGAGACUUCCCAAGACUCCGGCUGUGAGAGUUCCUCGCCACAAAGAGAGGGUGUACAGCAUCUCUGUAAACGGCUCUCCCAUCGCAGCGGGGAGCGAUGACAUCGUCAUUAACGUUCCCAUCGGCAAUGGAGAGAGCAUUCAGCUGCUGGCCAGUCAGAUGGACUCGGUGGACCUAUCUCUGCUGGAUGAGACGGCUCUGAGGAGCAUCCAGCUGCUGCAGAACCGCCUCACUUCUUUCUGCGGGACGAUGGAAAGAAACUGAUUCCAGCCUCACUUUUCUUCUCCUGGAGAACCGCCUCAGGGGUCCAACGUAGUUGUUUUAUUGUGGAUUUUUUUCUGUUUUUUGUAUCAUCUGGUUUAUCUUGCCACAUCUCUCAUUUUCCACGUUUUAUUUCCAGACUUGUAGAAACGUAAUUAAAACAAAGGUGAAACCU